CACAUAUACCUCUACAACCACCACAGAGUCCUUCUCGCGCAUUCGAUUUCCUGCUGAAAGAGGUGGCGCAUCGCUCAUUGUACUCUCGAUGGCGCUUGCAAAUGCACGUGGCUCAAGGUCCAUUUUGAGCCUAAUUGACCAAUACGCGGUCGAAACCCCAUCUAGGGUAUGGGCAGCUGUUCCAUUAGAUGACAGUGAUUUAGGUAAAGGCUUCACGGACAUUACAUUUACAAGACUAGCCAACGCCAUCAAUCAUGCCGCGGCGUGGAUGACCCAGAACCUGGGUCCUGCCUCGAUGCCUUAUGAGACCAUAGCAUACACUGGCCCCAAGGACUUACGCUACCCAAUUGUUGCAUUGGCUGUCGCUAAGAUUUCUCGCAAGCUGCUUUUACCUUCCCCCUACGCCUCGAAGAAUGCUCAAGCUCAUCUUCUCGACCAUUCGGAUUGCCGGUACUUUCUUCACGCGGCUUCGUUUGGCGAGGAAGUUAAAAAGGUGCUAUUUAGCACGCAGCGACAGCAAGCAAAGUCUAUAGAGAUACCAAGCCUAGGGGACUGGCUCACAGAGAAGAAAGCCCCAUAUCUACCAUUUUCAGGUCCAUGGAAAGACGUGGCAUCCAUUCCGUGGCUGAUUUUCCAUACCUCAGGGACAACCGGUCUUCCUAAACUCGUGACCUACACCCAUCAGAUGAUGGCAUCUCUCGAUGCUGCCGAGCUAAUGCCAGAUGGUAACGAAGAGACCAUGAACCGCCACUUUGAGAAAAAGCGCUGGUAUACACCGCUUCCAUCGCUCCAUUUUGUCGGGAUGACUGUCGCUUUACAGUUCACAGUAUACCUGGGCGCCGUCCUGGUAGUUGGACCGGCAUCUCCGGGUCCAACGUCACCUCAUAUUGCAAGAUGCGUGCUGGAGCGUGGCAAAGUAGAAGGUGCCAUGCUCCCACCAGCACUCAUUGAAGGACUGUGUGAAGAUGAUGCUGGUUUGGAAUCCUUACGCAGAUUGGAGCACCUGUACUUUGCAGGCGCUCCUAUGCCAAGAAAGGCUGCUGAGAAGCUUCUCGGGCAUGUACCAGUUAAACCAGCUAUGGGGUCAACGGAAGCCGGGGCAUAUUUUCUCAAGAUCAUUGACCAGGACGAUUGGGAGUACUACUCCUUCCGACCAGCAAUGGGCUUAAAAUUUCGCCUGUUCGCCAAAGACCUCUACGAGCCUGUCUUUGUUCGGCAUCCAAGUAUUGAGAGAUGGCAACAGGUGUUUCAGGUCUACCCUGAUCUCCAGGAAUUCUCUACCAAAGAUCUCUUCUCUCCACAUCCUUCGAUGCCUGGCCGGUGGAAGUAUGUUGGACGUACAGAUGACGUUGUAAUCCUAUCUCACGGAGAAUGCUUAUACGCCGCCGGCCUGGAAGAAAUGAUUACAGCUCACGCGGAUCUGUCAGCGGUACUCAUCGGUGGGCAGGGCCGCGCACGCCCCUUCGCAAUCAUAGAGAGCAAGGGCAAUCUGCCGAUGAGCACCGAAGACCAUGCGAGCUUUAUAUCAGUCAUAGACAGCGUAAACAAGUCAUCCUCAGAGCUGGUAAAGUUGCACAGCGACAUGCUGAUAUACGCACGGUCCGAGAAGCCGCUAGUGCGCACGCCAAAAGGCACCAUCGCGAGAAGAGAGAGCGAGCAAUUAUAUGCUAAAGAAAUUGAGCUCUUGUAUGUAACAUGAGAGAGAAUAUCGGGUUUUUAUU
Molecule: messenger RNA, 1721 nt
Organism: Lindgomyces ingoldianus
Lineage: Eukaryota; Fungi; Ascomycota; Dothideomycetes; Pleosporales; Lindgomycetaceae
Product: putative AMP-binding enzyme
Exons: 4
Coding region: 89-1699 (536 amino acids)
Source: RefSeq, a predicted model, not a curated record